CACACUCUCACCAUCACCAUCACCAUCACCACCUCAAGCCUCUCAACUUAAAACAAUAGCCCAAAAUCCCUCAACGCCCAGAAAAGCAACAAGAACAAGAGAUGAGGAAAAAAAAAGAAUAAUGACAUCCCCCGCCCCAGACUGGACCACCGCCUUCCCCCCACCCCGCGCCACCGUCCUCUCCCUCACAGGCGGGGAAGUAGUGAAGAUGUUUGACGAUAUGGAUAUCACCUCAUCAAUGCGGGGGUUCCUGUUGGUUGAUGUGAGGAGGGAGGAUUGGGUGGUGAGUUGACUUUACAAAAAAGCUACCCCGCUGCCCCUCGUUGUGUGAGCUAGAGUAAGUGUUACCUAGCUAGGUAGAUAGGUAUUGGUUGUAGGAGUAGGAGUAUUUUGCGUGUACUUGUACCUGGGUACUAUGAUUGAGGAUUUUUUGAUGGUUGAUGGUUGAUGAUUGAUGGUGCUGACGAGUGAACAUGGAUAGGGCGGAACAAUCAAAACAUCUCUCAACCUCCCCGCACAGAGCUUCUAUCAGAGUCGUAAGGUGCUUUUAGAUCUUUGUGAGAGGGCGGGGAUUAAGAUGGUGGUUUUUUAUUGUGGUAUGUAUAUUCAUCAUCUUUCCUUUUUUUUUCCACACACUCCCUACCCCUAUUAUUAAAUUAUUUAUGAGCUGAGCUGAAUUGGUAAUCUGGUAGGAUCAUCCAAUGGAAGGGGCCCGCGAUGUGCAAAUUGGAUGCAGGAUUCUAUCGAUGAUAUUGCGAAGUUUGGGAUGAAGAGUACGCUGCAAGUGAGGAUUUUGAAGGGUGGGAUUAAGGGCUGGGUCAGGGAGUUUCAGGGGGGGUUUAUGGAGGGGUUUGAGGAGGGGAUGUGGGAUUUGGGGUGUUAGGGUGGGUGAGAGGCUUUUUGAUUCUUGUAUCCUGGACAGUUACGAGAAGUGAAAAACUCCGCUUUUUCGGAUAAAGAUUUGGAAAGAAUGAAAUGAUUCUUUAGGAGGUGACGAGGAGAGCUCUUCUUUUUUGCUUAGCGAAGAAUUUGGCCUUGGUUGUCAAGCACGAGAAGUUCGGUGGCCUGGCUCCAUUGUAUGCCUUUUCUGUUGACAUCCAAUUGCCCCAAUCUUGGUCCUUCCAAACAGCUCCAUCCUAUGAGAAGGACCGACUUUUCGAGC
Messenger RNA from Hymenoscyphus albidus, 1162 nucleotides. The record is from the annotation of a GenBank genome assembly. Lineage: Eukaryota; Fungi; Ascomycota; Leotiomycetes; Helotiales; Helotiaceae.